Molecule: messenger RNA, 1515 nt
Organism: Alternaria atra
Lineage: Eukaryota; Fungi; Ascomycota; Dothideomycetes; Pleosporales; Pleosporaceae
Exons: 1
Coding region: 1-1515 (504 amino acids)
Source: RefSeq, a predicted model, not a curated record
AUGUUGGGUGAUGGGAAAACGAAGCUUACCGCGGCAUCACCAAACGAUAUUACCUUCGUCACAGCACGAGCGAGGGACAAGGAUGUUUCGUUCAAGCCUGAAGGAGAUGGUGAUGUCACCAUCGGGGAGGUAGUCGUGGUCAACGUCAAUGUCGAGGUCAGGGUGCCUUGCGAAACAACACUGGAGCUUGGAAAAGACACGGAUGCGGUAGUGUCUGUCUGGAUGCUCAAGGUACCAUUAGACGAUGUCAAGCUGCUGGCCAAGGAGCUCGAGUCAACAGUAGAGGUCGUUGUCGUAACCGAAAUCAACAGCGCAGAGGAGGUCGUCGAGUUUCUACUCAUUGAAGACGAAGAGUUUGUACUGAGAAACAGUGUGGGGAAACCAAUUGAGGUACUUGGAACCAGUAUGCUGGUCAAAGAUGUACUAAAAGACUCCAACGAUGGCGUAGAGCUUGAAGUAAGAACUGAAGUGUGUGAAGAAGUAGAUGGUACAGAGAGUGACAGAGUGAAGUCUGUCGGUAGUGUGAUCGAGGAGCUUUCUACGCUGUUGGUGAGGACUGGAUUUAGACUGGUUGGAGUCAAGCUGCUUGAUAAGAUGCCGGAAGUUGUAACCAGCGAUGAAGUAAGACUCCUUGAUGAUGUGACUGAAGAACUGCCUAUACUGCUAGUCAGGCUCAGACUUGCACCGAGUCGACUUGAAGUGCUUGACGAUACGCCGACAGAAAGAGACGAUCCUGGAGAAGGCUUUGGUAGCGACACAGUGAAGCCAUCGCUCCGCGUAGGAGAGAGUACCGAAGAGCUGCCAACAAUCGUUGUGCCCGUGGAAACCGUGGUCAAGCCAUCCGAUAGACUUGCCAUCAACGUUGUAGGAGCACUCGAAGUCAAUAGUAGACUAGACUCAAGAAUAGGCUGCGAAGAUAUGCCUCCUGAUAUACUCAAAGGUAGAUUUGGAUUCAGACUAGAUAGACUGCUCGACAGGACGACAGACGAGAGGCUAGUACUUGAGGGCGUAGAGAACGUGGAGGGCAAAAGAAAGGUGGAUAGCCUAGUGACGGUGGUAGAGAGUCCACUGCUGAUUGUGACAACGGUAGUCGAUACGAAAUACGAUGGAUAUGGUCUCUGUGGUUGGUUGAUCGGUCGGCGUAAGCUUGACGUCUCAGACGAUGUUGGGCCGAACAGAGGCAGACUUACAGACGAUAAAGCCAACGAAGAAGGUAAGGGACUGCUUCCAGAGACACUAGUACCAACCGACGAUCGAAGUGUCGAGCCAGAGGUCAGUGACGAUGUGAAUGUUGUGUCUGAUCCAGGGGUAGAAGGGCCAGGUAUAGACAGCGCACUGGUAGUUGAUGUCUGCGUUGAUGAUACAGUGGCAGCACCAGAGGAAGAUGUCACUGUGAUCGACAACGAAGAAACAAGAGGUGUAGUAUCCGCAGUUUGGGUAACGAGAGUACUGAAACGACUAGGCGGCGCGAUGCUGUUGAGCCAUUCUGUCGUGCCGUUGAUGACGGAGAAGUAG